AUGUGCCACCAACUGCGCCAGCUGCACUCCGUAUGCGGCCAUGUCACCAAGCGGGAGAUCCCCUGCGACGUCGCCACAUUCAGUCCCAAGAAACCCAGCCCUCAACCAUGGCCUCCAGCUGUCGACACAGGAAGCAAAGUGAAAGACGCCUUUCUGACAUGGUGUCUCAAGUCACUCAAGCCUGUCGCCACCAAGACUCGCCCAAGCUCAAAAUCUUGCCGGCAACUUGCAACCAUCCUUCACGAGGUCGAAUACGGCUUUUGUCCAAAGUGCCGGGAGUACUACGAAGCGUAUGCCGCCGAAGCCCUCGGCAAGGACUUCAAAAAUCCGACGAGGUCCAACAACGUUGUUCUAGCACAGGAGCUGGUCAUGCUUCAGCAAGUGAUUAAGAUCAUUGGCAUGGACAUGGGCGACGGUGGCUCUGCAUCGAGGCUGGAAAAAGUCAAGGAUAUAAGACUAAAGACUCUGGAGUGGGCAGAGGAAGGCGAUAGCGCGCGGAAGAGGGGCGAGAUGGAACGAAAAGCUGGUUUGAAGAGAAAGGCAGAGGAGGAGAAGAAACUGGAGAAGGAGAGGCUCCAACAAGAGAGGCUGGAGCAGGAGAGAGUUGAGAAAGAAAGACUCAGAGAGGAGAAGAUUGAAAGGGAGAAAAGACUCGAGGAGGAAAGAUUCGAGGAGGAGAGAAGAUCCAGGAAAGAGAAAAGGCUCGAAAUCAAGAAAUGGCUUGGGGAAAACAAAAAGCUCGAGAAAGAGAAGUACCACGAGAAGAAUGUCAAGAAGGAGGAUAAAGAAGAGAAGAAACAGAAGAGCGGUAAGGACAAGGAGAAAAUCAUGGUGGCGAUUGAAGACAUCGAAGGAAAAACGCUGAUUGAGUGCGAACAUGGGAAAAGUGAGACGGGGGUGAGGGUUCAAAUAAUCCCUCGACCAGAGCCAGGCGAUUAUCCAAACCCCCUGGAAGUUCCUCGCAGCACCCGCUACCGCGGUCCCCACUUGGGCACCAGCCAUCGUCACGAGGAAGCCUCUGGUGAUGAGGACCCGUUGGAGGACAACCCCAAGCUAUAUAGAUCACGGGUCUUCUCGGACCUCAUCGAAUUCUACGAAUCCCAGUCCCAAGAGACGAAGACAAAGAGUGAGAGGCUCCACCGAGCUACCUCCAAAUCCCUCUCGAAUAAGAAGACACGCGGAUAUCGACAGCCAGAAGUUCAACAAGUCGCUGAGACUGAUGUGUCUGGGCCCACCCUUCGCAAAGAACCCCAAUCCACCGCACAAGGGCUUCCCAAACUCUCAUCAAGCCCCCUUGUCCCGAAGCCCGAGUCGCUACCGUCUCAAUCUGAAGCCACGGCAACUCCAUCAGGCGGUACUAUCCCGGUUGUGACCUCGAAGCACCUUUCUGGGCGCCCAAGAGAGCCGACGAAGAAUGAUAACGUCGUCCAUCAGGCAAACACCAAGAAGAAAGUCUCAGCCCCGAAAUCCACAAGGGAAGAGAAGCCUUCGAAGCCAGAGCCCAAGCCAGUACCGAAGCCAGAGCCAAAGAGAGAACUGAAGCAGGGGCAAGAGAAAGCGAAGAAAAGCAUCAGUACUUUCCAAGGCGGGGCUCACACCAUCCAGAUUCUUUCGGCUCCGAAGCCCCUCGAGGAAGAAUUCCCAAAGACAGGAACAGUGAAGAAGCGCCAGCAGCCUUCGGCCCCUCGCAUUCAGCCACCCGACGCGAACGAUGAGGGGACUGCCCGUGACCAGGACCACAGCAACAAUAAUGUCCCUUUCCCAACCUUUCCCAAAGACGAACAGCUACCAAAGGCGACGGAACCCAAGCCCGCACCUCGACUGAGCUCUCCUUGGCCCCGACCCCUCCGCCGUCGUCUAUCCCGCGAAGACACGAAGAGGCUGCUUGACGAGCAUGUCUUCCACGACAAACUCUCUGACAUCAGCGAGGAGAGAGCGUCUCAACUUUCGGGAGCAUCAAAGUCCUCGAAGGGAAAGGCGCCUGAAACAAAGUCGAUGGAUCAUUAUUCUCUUGCUGGUGAAUGUGGUAGUACUCCCGCCCUGACGAAUGCGAGUACCAUUCCCACAAGCUCUGUCGAGUCCAUGAGGGUCGAGUACAGCCCAAGUGAUAUUUCUCGCUGGGGAUGUGGUAGCACUCCACCCCUGACCACCGCGAGCACUUUGUCCACCACCUCUGCCAACUCCAAGAAGGUCGAAUACGAUCCGAGUGAUCGGUCCACGACUACUGUCGGCUCCAUGACAGCCGAGUACAGCCCAAGCGAUAUUCAUCGUUCGGGAUGUGGGAGCACGGUCUCCAACACGUCGAUCGGUUCGAUGGUCGUGGAGCUUGAUCCGACUGAUCAGCCGAUCUCAUUCGACUCGCCUUGGGGAUGUGGUAGUACUCCCAGCCUGACUACCGCGGGUACUCCGUCGACCGGUUCUUGCGACUCCAUGAAGGUCGAAUACAGUCCUAGCGAUCUGCUGUCCACCAGUUCUGUUCACUCCAUGGAGGUCGAGUACACCCCGAGUGCUCAGUCCGAGUUAUGGGAGGACAUCCUUCAGCGCUUAGGGGUCGAGGCGGAGAAAGAGACAGGGUGGCUGGUGCAUCCAGAGUACUGCGGGUGCUUGGGUUGCAUCAAGGAAGCAUGA
This is a messenger RNA of Neurospora tetraspora, 2628 nucleotides long. RefSeq lists its product as uncharacterized. The coding region runs from base 1 to 2628 and encodes 875 amino acids. The transcript has 3 exons. NCBI's taxonomy places the organism in Eukaryota, Fungi, Ascomycota, Sordariomycetes, Sordariales, Sordariaceae. The record is from RefSeq and is a predicted model, not a curated record.